AUGAGCUCUACCCAAUCCAACCCCCCAACCCCCAUUUACAUUCUUCGGGGCCAUGCUGCCGCCAUCCACGCACUGCAAAUAUUCAACCAAAAUCUCCGUCUCGUCUCCGGUGAUGCCGAUGGCUGGAUAGUCGUCUGGGAUCUCAUCUUCAAACGACCGGUGGCGGUCUGGAAGGCACAUGAGGGCGCCGUUCUUGAGGUGAAGGGAUUCGUGCUUGGAGGUGGACGCUUGAGUGAGAUUUAUACACACGGGAGAGACCAUAAACUCCGCGUAUGGAGAUUCCGGGUCCAGGAUGAGGAUAUUCUCCAGAAGACCCUCCCUGUGGAUGGAAGUGACCAGCCAACAGCCUCAGCUCAGAGCCAGACUCAAAUUCAACCCUGGCUGGUCCAUUCCCUCCCGGUGAAUGCAUUGAACUUUUGCGCUUUCUCACUAAUUUUUCUCGCGCCAGAUGAGAAAACACAACAAAGCGAGGAGAGAAGUAUUGAAAGCGACAUUCCCCCGUCGUCUGUCCUGUUCGCUGUCCCAAACGCGCUCGAUUCAGGCGCAGUCGAUCUGUUCCAUCUCCCGUCUGAGCGAAGAAUCUGCACCAUCCCAACUGAUCCAGCCGUGCAGACUGGGAUGGUUAUGGCUGCACAGUUAUCUCGCACCAAUGGAUCCAAGGACCUCCAUGUCGCCGCCGCAUUCGAAGACGGUCAUGUAAUGGUCUUUGGCUGCCGUGGAGUAUUCAACAAUAGUAAACCCUUAGUCGACACCAGCAGAAGCUGGAAAUGGGAAAGACUCUACAUAUCGAUACCUCACUCACAGCCUGUUCUUUCCAUAGACCUCAGCCCCUCGAGGGAAUAUUUUUUCUCCUCGUCGGCCGACGCGGUAUUGGCGAAGCAUCCUAUUCCUCAGAUUGGAGUGUCAAGUAUGCGCGACACGCCGUCGAAGAGUGUCAAUACGAAGCAUUCGGGGCAGCAGGGACUACGCGUCCGGUCAGAUGGAAAGAUUUUCGCGACGGCGGGUUGGGACUCGCGAGUCAGGGUUUAUUCGUGUAAGACGAUGAAGGAGCUUGCGGUGUUGAAAUGGCAUAAAGAGGGAUGCUAUGCUGUUGCAUUUGCAGAUGUCCCUUCUACGACCGCCUUGGAUGCGGAGACCUCAAACACCGGCACGAAAGAGCCGGAGGAGGGAGAGAAAAUUGACGACGGUGAAUCCGAGAAGGGACUUAUACAGCGUGGGGAGAAGGAAUAUUCGCUUGCUCAAGUCCAGCGCCAGCGCAGCCUGAAGGUCCAGAACACGCACUGGAUAGUCGCCGGCUCGAAAGACGGGAAGAUCUCAUUGUGGGAUAUCUAUUGA
Molecule: messenger RNA, 1335 nt
Organism: Aspergillus versicolor CBS 583.65
Lineage: Eukaryota; Fungi; Ascomycota; Eurotiomycetes; Eurotiales; Aspergillaceae
Product: WD40 repeat domain-containing protein
Exons: 2
Coding region: 1-1335 (444 amino acids)
Molecular function (GO): protein binding
Source: RefSeq, a predicted model, not a curated record